CCAUUGCGGUUCUACACAUGGACGUUCCAAGCAUAGCGAAGCAUGCAGCAAUUGAUCCAACAUGGCCGCUACAGUGUCUCAGUACUCCAACUCCACUUUUAAUCCCCCUCGUCCUUUCCCGUACGCGUGGUAUCUGUUUUGGCAGCAUGGCUUCUUCAGCUAAAAGACGAGCAGUUGGAAUGGGAGAAAAUCCCGUUGAUAGUGAGGAUAACAGCUCUGACGAGGGAUUGGAAGACGACGGUGAUUCAGGAGAGAAUGAGAGCGGAUCAGAAGAGGAGAUUAAUGAAGAGGUCAUUGUAGACUUCGAGGCCCAUACCAUUACUCACAAUGACUACAAUGGGGUGAAGAAACUCCUACAACAGCUGUUUCUGAAGGCUCAUGUCAAUACAUCCGAGUUGACCGAUCUCCUCAUCCAGCAGAAUCAUAUCGGAAGCGUCAUCAGGCAAGCAGAGGUGCCAGAGGACAGUGAUGAUGACGAGGAUCCAGCUGAUGAAGUGUUUGGUUUCAUCAGCAUGCUCAACCUCACUGAGAGAAAGGGUGUCCAGUGUGUGGAGGAGGUAAAGGAUCUGAUCCUGGGUCAAUGUGAGAAGAGUUGUCCCCAUAGUGUGACGGACGAUCUGGAGAAGGUCCUCAACGACACCAGUAAGCCUGUAGGACUGCUGCUCAGCGAGAGGUUCAUCAACGUGCCCCCACAGAUUGCCCUGCCCCUUCACAAACAGCUACAGGAGGAGAUGGCAGAAGCCCAGAGCAGCAACAAGCCCAGUGGGAAGUGUCAUUACUGUCUGAUGAUCUGCAAGACCUAUAAGGAUCCCUCCAAGACCAUCCCUGCCAGAGGAGCGCCGCCUAAAGAUGAGCUCACGUUCGUCAACGCAGAGGAGGAGUUCUUCUAUGAGCAAGCCACCAUGAAGUUCCACUACUCAGUGCAGGAGGAGACGGACAGUGUUCUGAGUGGGCGGUGGUCCUUCGACGACGUCCCCAUGAAGCCGCAGCGAACCGUGAUGCUCAUCCCAGCAGACAGGAUGUCAGCCAUCAUGGACAAGCUCAAAGAAUACCUGACCGUGUGACCAACCGUACUACGACACACACAGAAUAAACUCUGGUAAACCACAGGACUGAUGUCUUUUAAACAGCCCCUCGGGAUUAUUUUAUUUUUUGCAAAUGUAAAAUUCAAUACAAAACAUCGAAAGGAAGGGACCACUGGAAUCAUUUUUGUUAAGCGGAGAAUAAUGUCGUAACGGUUCCCUUUAGCCCAGUGGUUUUUAUCUAGCUGUUUUUAGAGAAAUGUAUAAUUUGACAAAAUAAAUCACGUUAGACAUUGGUCAUAGUUCAAAGCACUGUAUUUACAGAUUCAUGUAAACAUAGUGAUGUAUUAACAUUUCAGUACAAACAAUUUCUUCCAAAAUGAAGUUGUGCAUUUUUCUGUUAAGGAAUAUCAGAUGUUUUGAGUUCAAACUGAUUUGACUCUCUGGAUUCAUUUAUUGGGGUAUAUUCUGUUAGAAUAUAGGCUAAUUAUUUACUGUAAUAUCAAAUUACCAAGGCAGUUACCACCUGACUGAAUUAAAGAAAUGAAGAAUACUGUA
This is a messenger RNA of Salmo salar (Atlantic salmon), 1580 nucleotides long. Its product is annotated as protein BCCIP homolog. The record is from RefSeq and is a predicted model, not a curated record. Gene Ontology annotation, cellular component: nucleus. NCBI's taxonomy places the organism in Eukaryota, Metazoa, Chordata, Actinopteri, Salmoniformes, Salmonidae.